Molecule: messenger RNA, 1243 nt
Organism: Phalaenopsis equestris
Lineage: Eukaryota; Viridiplantae; Streptophyta; Magnoliopsida; Asparagales; Orchidaceae
Product: signal recognition particle receptor subunit beta-like
Exons: 7
Coding region: 224-994 (256 amino acids)
Biological process (GO): protein targeting to ER
Cellular component (GO): signal recognition particle receptor complex
Source: RefSeq, a predicted model, not a curated record
ACCCAUCGUCCCCAUCCCCUCUGCUGCCGGAAACCCUAGCCUACGUUCCUCCCGCCUCUACCGGCUUCGCCCAAAACCAUCGCCUUCGUGACCGAACCUGCACUAUACAACCGCGAUUAGAGCUAGCUGGGAAGGCAAAGAAGGUAUCGCGGCUUACAAAGUCCUCCAAAACUUCCAACUUUCUUCUUCCGCUCUGCUCCUACCCGAAACCAUUGAGGAAGGUAUGGCGCAGUGGAUGCACCAAUUUGAACAAUGGCUCCGACAUAUCGAACAGUGGGUUCGACAACAGCCAGCUGAGCAACUCUAUAUAGCCAUUGCUGUUCUGGUCAUAGCAUCAACUUUACUUAUCUUAUUGCAUAACUUUAACCAUUCCAAGGCUAAUACUAUUAUAAUUGCUGGGUUAAGUGGCUCUGGAAAAACCGUUCUGUUUUAUCAGCUUCGUGAUGGAUCAUCUCAUCAAGGCACUGUUACAUCAAUGGAACCAAAUGAUGGUGUAUUUGUGUUGCAUUCUGAAGUUGAAAAGAAGGACAAAACAAAGCCUGUCCGUGUGGUUGAUGUUCCCGGGCAUUCCCGCCUUAUACCGAAGCUUGAUGAGUUCUUGCCUCAAGCAGCUGGCCUUAUUUUUGUUGUCGAUGCUUUAGAUUUUUUACCGAACUGUCGAACAGCUGCAGAAUAUCUAUACGAUAUUCUAACCAAGGGAACUAUUGUAAAGAAGAAAAUUCCUGUUCUCAUAUUGUGCAACAAAAAUGAUAAGGUGACGGCUCACUCAAAGGAGUUCAUCAGGAAACAAUUGGAGAAGGAAAUUGACAAACUUCGGACAUCAAGGACCGCCAUUUCCGCAGCGGAUGUCACCAAUGAGUACACACUCGGCUUGCCAGGACAGGCCUUCAGCUUCUCUCACUGUCAGAACAAAAUCACAGUGGCUGAAGCCUCUGGACUCACCGGUGAGAUAUCUCAAGCCGAGCAGUUCAUCCGAGAGCACGUCAAACCCUAGAUUCAUUACCUUACUGCAUGUAUUCAUGGCUAAGUUUUUCUUUCACUGUCAUAGAGUACUGAUUAUGUAUUUAAACGCCAGAGUGUGUUUUAAGUAGUAAUUUAAACCAUGAUAAAGCCAUAUUUUCUACUUAGUUGGCUUAGAAGCUGUGUCCCAGCUAAUGUAGGCAUUUAAUUGUGGCUAUUUUGUUUGAUUUUAUGAACUUUUAUAGGCUAAUUUGGUCGAAGCAAUAUGUUUUCUCUUGUUAAA